Messenger RNA from Penicillium lagena, 756 nucleotides. Its product is annotated as ribulose-phosphate 3-epimerase RPE1. The record is from RefSeq and is a predicted model, not a curated record. The transcript is spliced from 3 exons. Gene Ontology annotation, molecular function: D-ribulose-phosphate 3-epimerase activity; metal ion binding. Gene Ontology annotation, cellular component: cytosol. Lineage: Eukaryota; Fungi; Ascomycota; Eurotiomycetes; Eurotiales; Aspergillaceae. Gene Ontology annotation, biological process: carbohydrate metabolic process; pentose-phosphate shunt, non-oxidative branch; pentose-phosphate shunt. The coding region runs from base 1 to 756 and encodes 251 amino acids.
AUGACACCACCCGCCAUCAUCGCCCCCUCCAUCCUCAGCGCCGACUUCGGCAACCUCGGCCAUGAAUGCUCCCGGAAGAUGGAAGAGGGCUCAGACUGGCUCCACGUCGACAUCAUGGACGGCCACUUCGUGCCGAACAUGACCAUCGGCUCGCCUGUUGUGACCAAGAUCCGGGGCUAUGUCGACCGACCCCUCGAGCCCAACGGCCGUGGCACCUUCGACUGCCAUAUGAUGAUCAUGGAGCCUCAUAAAUGGGUCCGCGAGUUCGCCAAGUCCGGCUGCGACUUGUACUGCUUCCACUACGAGGCGGCUGUCUCUUCCGUCGCCGCGACCGAGCCCACUGACACAACGACGAAGACGCGCACCAGCCCGCGGGCGCUGAUCCGCUACAUCCAUGAGGAGGGCAUGCAGGCCGGCAUUGCCAUUAAGCCCGACACACCCGUCGACGUGCUGUGGGAUAUCCUCGACUCAGAAGACCCUCUGGAGCGGCCCGAUAUGGCUCUCGUCAUGACCGUGCACCCCGGUUUCGGCGGCCAGAAAUUCAUGGCCUCCGAGCUGCCCAAGGUGACAGCGCUGCGCGAGCGGUAUCCCGACUUGAAUAUCGAGGUUGAUGGCGGGUUAGGGUUAGGCACGAUCGACCAGGCUGCCGAAGCCGGUGCCAAUGUGAUCGUUGCGGGCUCAGCGAUCUUUGGUGCGACGGAUCCUGCCGAUGUGAUUGCGAAAAUGCGCGAGGCCGUGCAAUCACGACGUUCAUAA